Messenger RNA from Arachis stenosperma, 465 nucleotides. RefSeq lists its product as uncharacterized. The record is from RefSeq and is a predicted model, not a curated record. Lineage: Eukaryota; Viridiplantae; Streptophyta; Magnoliopsida; Fabales; Fabaceae. The coding region runs from base 1 to 465 and encodes 154 amino acids. The transcript has a single exon.
AUGUUAUACGCUAAGUUAUCUAAAUGCGAGUUCUGGAAGAAUGAGGUAAAGUUUCUUUGUCACGUGGUGAGUAAGCAGGGAAUAGCUGUGGAUCCUGCUAAGGUGGAAACAGUAAUGAAUUGGGAGCGACCAACUUUAGUGACAGAGAUUAAGAGUUUCCUAGGUUUGGUGAGGUAUUAUCGGAGAUUCAUUAAGAAAUUUUUACAGCUCGCCUUACCUUUAACUAAGCUGACUAGGAAGGAUACACCUUUUAUAUGGACUCCGGAAUGCGAAGAGAGUUUUCAAGCAUUGAAGCAAAGGUUAACUACUGCACCCGUGUUGGUACUGCCUGAGCCAAGUGAACCGUUUGAAGUGUACUGUGAUGCAUCAUUAAAGGGUUUGGUGUUCAUUCUAAUGCAGCAUCGAAAUGUUGUAGCAUAUGCUUCACGGCAGUUAAGGCCGCAUGAUGAACUACCCGACUCAUGA